AUGAAUAAUGAAAAUGAUGAACCUUUUUUUUACGAUCCAAAUCUUCUGGUUGUACCUGCCUCACCAAAUUCAACUGACACAUUAGAUGACCUUGAUGAAAUAAUUGACAUUGCAGCGUUGCCCAUGCACUUUGAUGACGGAUUCUUAAUUGAAAAUGUCGAUCCAGCUCACGACGAUACAUCAACUUCAAACAAUUCCGAAAAUGAGUCCUAUACCAAACGUGGCCAAAUAAGAAAACGUAAGAAAUAUAACACGUCUCCUAAAACUCGUAAAGAAAAAAAAAUAGAACUUAUGAAAUAUAAACAUACUAUUUUACCUGGGUGUGAACAUGAUAUAUGUAGAAACAAAUGUACACAAAAAAUAACGGAAAAUCGCAGAAUAGAAAUAAAUAAACAGUAUUGGGAAAUGAAUUGGUCGGAAAGAAAAUCUUAUAUUUUAAAUACUUGCGAACGUUUUGACGUAAAAUCACAUAAAAAUAAUGAAAAUUGUAAAAGACUAAAUAGUUUGAAAUUAUUUUUAUAUGAUGAAUUUGAUGUGCGAAUGCAAGUUUGUAAGCCUUUUUAAACUACUUUAGGAUUUAAGAAGACUAAUGAUCGUGUACUUAAUGUUCUUGUUUCAACCCCCAAAGGUCAAAUUACACUGACUUCUGAUAAAUGGGGUAAACAUCCAGCAAUUAAUAAAUUUAAAUAUGAAACCUUAAUUAUGAAUCACAUUGAAUCAUUUAAUCCAACAAUUUCACAUUAUCGCCGUGAACACGCGCCAAACAUUCGUUAUUUACCAAGUGAUGUCACUAUAACUUUUAUGCACCAACAUUUUAUAAAAAAGUUCCCUGAAUUAGACCCUAAUUAUAUUUCGUAUGAAUAUUAUCGAUGCAAGGUAAAAGAAAAAUAUAUUUCAUUCGCGCAGUUAGGUCAUGAAGAAUGUGAACUUUGCGAAAGCUUUAAUAUUCAUGAACACAAAACUCAAAUUUUGCCCGAAUGUGAUGUUUAUAUAAUCCGCGUUCUCGAAGACGAGUUUUUUGAUGAUAGUGGCUCCGAGUUUGAUGAUGUUAACUGUAUUGAAAGUGAUGAACCAGUUUAUACGGAUCUUUUACCUGUGGUUGAACACUUUGGUAAUAUUUAUAAUGAAUACUCCGAGAACUUAGUCGUCGUUGAUAAUAAUAUUUCUAAUGAAUAUUUGAAUAUAAGUGUGUUGGAAAAUAACUUAGCCGUAAAUGAAAACGAACACAACUCGGAAAACGCAGCUGAAUUAUGGGGGUUUGCAGACUCUUUUGAAGAAAUGCCAAAUACUGCAAGUCCUGUUAAUUUAGUAGCAGUUAACAAUCGUAAAAAUCUGAAUAGACCUAAAGUAAGGAGUAGUGUUAGAAAUAAUCGUAUUCGGAAGGGUUUAACAGAAGAAUAUAAAUGGAAACACAAUCUAAUGAAUUAG
This is a messenger RNA of Metopolophium dirhodum (rose-grain aphid), 1428 nucleotides long. RefSeq lists its product as uncharacterized. NCBI's taxonomy places the organism in Eukaryota, Metazoa, Arthropoda, Insecta, Hemiptera, Aphididae. The record is from RefSeq and is a predicted model, not a curated record.